GUUAACAGUGGAUUAUAUUGUGACCGAAAUAGAGUACCAGUAGAACGAUUAUGCCUUAUUAGUAACGGUUUUCCCCCUACUGCCUUCUGCUUCACUAGUUGGCCAACUUUGGUAUACUAGUAGGACAACUAUAUGCUACUAGUGAGGCAAAACUGUGCUGUAGUUGAUACAUACGUGAUACUAAUGCUACUAGCGCUGGAUGUUAACUAGUUGAAUUUAUGUCAAAUGUUCUUGCUUCUACCAAAAUAAUAGUUUCCCCUUACAGAACUGUUAUGUGUUUGGAUGGAAUGGUUUGUGAAUUGCAGAAAGAGGAAACUAUUUAUUAGGUAUCUGUUGAAAUAAAUGAGAUAUGUAUUUAAAUAAUAAUAAUAAUAUCCAUAACGUCUGUUCGCCAGAAGCUGAACUGCUCUGUGUUUGUUUAAGGAGUAGAUGUGUGGCUCGAAUCCUUUAACUAAAAUGUCCUCAUAAUCGACCCAUCAUAUCACACGAUUCCCCCUGUGUUUGAAUAUCACCACGUUCAUGGUUAGUUUUGAACAGAAGUCAAGGGGGAAAAUUAUAACAGGCUUUCGCCACAUAAAAUUGACACGGAGGCCUUGAGUUUGACACCUGUUAUCUACACCAAGGAGGUUUUAUUUGACACUUUUUGAACCUCUUUUUCCGGAUAGUUUUAAUGAAGGGUAUCCCAUUGCUGUUUAAAUACAUAACUCUGGGAAAAGUGUCCUUUCACCCUAUCAAUAUUUACCAAGCACAAAAGGCGAUAGAGAUGUUCCUGAGCAUCGUGGUGCUGGUGACCCUGUGGUUUGUCCACCGGUGGUUCAAGGAGUCCAAACGUGUGGCAAACAGUGGAGACAAGCAUGUCUACAUCACCGGCUGCGACACUGGCUUUGGACAUCUCCUGGCCAAGAGCCUGGAUACGAGGGGCUUCCACGUGAUUGCCGGCUGUUACACCGAAAAGGGCGAAGAUGAGCUGAAGAAGGCCUCUUCCGACAGACUGACAACGCUUCAUGUGGAUGUUACCGACUCUGCCAGCGUUAGACAGGCCGCGGCUUUCAUCCAAACCCUUGUCGGGCAGACAGGUCUGUGGGCCGUUGUAAACAAUGCGGGCGUGGCUGUGCCGUCGGCCCCCACAGACUGGCUUACUAUUGACGACUACAAGGGCAUGCUCGCUGUCAAUUUGGUGGGUGUGAUCGACGUGACCCUGAGCGUCCUGCCUCUCAUCAAGAAGGCCCGAGGCAGGGUGGUGAACGUGGCAAGCGUGUUCGGGCGUUUAAGCCCGUUCGGCGGCCCGUACUGCGUGUCCAAAUACGGCGUGGAGGCCUUCAACGACAGCCUGCGUUUGAACUUGGCGCCAUUUGGAGUCAAAGUGUUGUGCAUAGAGCCCGGCUUCUUCAAAACAAACGUCACAAACGCCAAGAUCUUGGAAAAUAACCUGAAGAAGCUCUGGGACAGAUUACCUCAGGAUGUGAAAGAUGACUACGGACCAGACUUUUUGGAACGUGCGUUUAAAAUGAUGUCUGAAAGAUUGCGGACGGACGGCGACCUGAUGAAAGUGGUGGGCUGCAUGGAGCACGCCAUCGCCGCCGUCCACCCUCGCACUCGUUACUCACCCGGAUGGGACGCCAAGUUCAUCUGGCUGCCUCUGUCCUACAUGCCCACAUUCAUCACGGACAGCUUCUUCCUUAAAUCCAGCCCCAAGAUUAAAGCAUCUGUCUUGUAAAAUACAACGUGAGUUUUCCAUGCGGUGUUGCCGCCAUUUCAAUACUUGAUCAUUCCGACGGAUUACGUGUCAAACUCACGCUCGCAAUGAAAAUGAGUUCGACAGCAAGCAUUAGCAUAUCACAUAAUCUUGUCUGGUCGCUGUUUGUUGCACCAUUGUGUCCUAAAGUCAAUCCAAUUCCAGCAGUAACACUUACUGUAUAUGUAAGACUUAGCGCAGACAACCGACCUCUUAUCUAUUGUCUGGAUCUUGUGCUACUUUUCAAGGGCUUAAUAUUCAACUUGCUUUUGUUCGUAUUGGACUUUGGCUUGACUUAACUGGGAUCCAGCGCCAAAAGCUCCUAUGGCGUUUCAGCUCAAUGUACUGUAUGUCCACAGCAUUUUAAGUUUUUAUGUCAAGCCUAUAUGAGCAGUGAUAGAUAGAACAUUUCAAAAUGUUUUCUGCAGUUGUAACCUGUAUACCCUGUACAAUCAGUUGAUAUAUAGAUAUAUCUAAAAUAUCUUUAAAAAAAAUAUAUACUGUGCACAAGUGUACGCUGUCUAGUCAACUUUUUAUGACUUUUUUUUCUAGUAUCAGCCUUGGUCAUUGCCAUUUCCAACUGUUCAUAAUUCCUUCCAGCUUGACCACGACUUCAGUUCCAGCUGAUUUACUACAAAUGGAUUUCAGCUGUUCUAGUAGGCUUUUACUGACGAGUGCUCUCUCGCAGAAGCCUGAAGGUUUUGUGCUAACACUGACUGCUAUUUCAAAGUGUUUAUAAUUCCUUGCAUUUUGAGUAUGGCCUCAGUUCCAACUGAUUUGCCCCAAAUAAAUUUCAGCUGUUCGAGUAGACUUUUCCUCACUUUUUGUGCUAACACUGUCUGCUGUUUUGAACAUUGUACUGUGUUUAUUAUUUGCCCUGUGAGACGUCCCAGUCUUGUAGUUCAUUUUCCGUUAAGAUCUUAUCAAUAUACUGGUCAAAGAAUGCAAGUUGCACAAUCCUGCGCUAGUGAAACAUUGAAGGCAUUGUCUCUGCAUUCAUUCAGUGUUCCUAAUGAGGAGACAACCACAUUGCAACUUCUGUAAGCAUGGUAGGUUUAUUAAUUUUUUUCUAUCCAUGUCUUCGAGAGCUAUUCGAUGUAUUCAUUGGUGUAACGUAAUAUACGAGGCGGAGUGACAAUUAAUGUAAAGGACACAACGCGAGCGGUUAUUAAAGUAUCUUGUGAGGUGAGUGGGA
Molecule: messenger RNA, 2930 nt
Organism: Phycodurus eques (leafy seadragon)
Lineage: Eukaryota; Metazoa; Chordata; Actinopteri; Syngnathiformes; Syngnathidae
Gene: dhrs9
Product: dehydrogenase/reductase (SDR family) member 9
Exons: 5
Coding region: 671-1717 (348 amino acids)
Molecular function (GO): oxidoreductase activity
Source: RefSeq, a predicted model, not a curated record